AUGCUCAAGACCGCUGCUGGACGAAGCGCAAGGCUGAUACAAGCUUCUGCGAUCCCCUUAGCCCGACCCGCCGCCGUUCGCUCCUUCACCUCGUCCCCCAUCUCUUCCUCGAAGCCCGCUCCUCCCUCCUCCACUCCUCCACCAGCCGGCCCCUCCUCCCGCCCAGACGGCCCCCCGUCCAAACCGCACCUCACGCCUGAAGAAGCCUCGGACAAAGCGACGGAAGAGAAGGGCACGAAACCUGCUCCGUUCCUUUCGCGCGCACUGGGGGUCGUCGAGCCUCCUAGUAAGGCGAAGAAGUCGAGGGAGGAGUGGAGGGCGGAUUUGUUGAAUAGGGAGAAGAGGCUUGAGGAGCGGAGGCAUCUGGUCAAGGAGGUUGCGCGAGGAUACUUCCAUGACUACAACGAGCUGCGGCAUCAAGGCGGGAAGGCGUACAUGUCGCCCAAGACGCUCAUCCGGGACGAGCUCGCGCUGUACUUCCCCAACAUCGAAGGCAUCUCCCUUGCGACGAAGGAAAAGGUGCACACGACCGACCUCUUUGAGAACAAGGUCAGCUUGGUCGCGUUCAGCAGUUUCCGCAGUGCAGAGGAACACAUCAACAGCUUUGUGCGGCCGACUCUGGCGGAUUUGAAGGGCGACCCGAACUUCCAAUACGUCUACAUCAACCUGCAAGAGAACCCGCUCAAGUCGUUCCUGGUGUCGAUGUUCCUGUCGUCGCUGCGGAAACAAGUCCCGGAGGAGUACCACCGAACAUACCUCCUCUCGCACCAGUCGCUCGAGUACCUGCGCGACCCGCUGGGGAUGCCGAACAAGCACGUCGGAUACGUCUUCCUGGUGGACUGGCGGAAGAAGAUCCGGUGGGCUGGGUGUGGGUGGGCGACGGUCGAGGAGGAAGAGGCGCUGAGACGGUGUGCGCAUGUGCUCGUCCAGCGGCUGAAGCAGGGCGGGACCAAGGACGAGCCUGUCAAGAAGGCGUGA
Molecule: messenger RNA, 978 nt
Organism: Rhodotorula toruloides NP11
Lineage: Eukaryota; Fungi; Basidiomycota; Microbotryomycetes; Sporidiobolales; Sporidiobolaceae
Product: ATPase assembly factor ATP10
Exons: 5
Coding region: 1-978 (325 amino acids)
Biological process (GO): mitochondrial proton-transporting ATP synthase complex assembly
Cellular component (GO): mitochondrial inner membrane
Source: RefSeq, a predicted model, not a curated record